Messenger RNA from Panicum virgatum (switchgrass), 915 nucleotides. Its product is annotated as zinc finger BED domain-containing protein RICESLEEPER 1-like. Bases 1 to 915 code for a protein of 304 amino acids. Lineage: Eukaryota; Viridiplantae; Streptophyta; Magnoliopsida; Poales; Poaceae. The record is from RefSeq and is a predicted model, not a curated record. The transcript has 2 exons. Gene Ontology annotation, molecular function: protein dimerization activity; DNA binding.
AUGGAUGUGAGGUGGAACUCCACCUAUCUCAUGCUUAAGCAUCUUGUUCCUCACAAGCAAACAUUUGGUGUUUUCAUCCAAACCCAGUACCCCAGAGCAGAAGGUACUCCUUAUCUCUUAACUGAUGGACAUUGGUAUGUUGCUGAAAAAAUUCUAGAGUUCUUUGAACUAUUUUAUGAUUCUACUGUUGUCUUAUUUGGUGUUUACUAUCCCACUGCUCCACUUAUAUUGUAUAAUCUCAUUGAAAUUGCUGGACAACUUAAAAAUUAUGAAAAUGACAGAAUGCUUAGAGAUGUGGUAAUUCCUAUGAAAUCUAAAUACCUUAAGUACUGGAAUGACAUACCUCUGCUUUAUUCCAUUGCAUUCAUCAUGGAUCCUAGAGCUAAAAUAAAAGGUUUUAGCAAUGCUCUCAGGCUGCUCUCUAGUUUAACUGGUACUGACUAUUCUGCUUAUUUUACCUCUGUGAGAGCUGCUAUGUCUGACAUGUUUGGCAAGUAUGAAAGCAAGUUUGGUUCUAUUAGAUUGGCAAGGCCUACACAUAAACCUUCUACUGGUAAGAGAAAAGCUCAAUGGGGUAAGAUCUUUGGUGAUGGUUCUACUUCUACUACUUCUCCUGGGUCUGGUCUUGGCAGUGUUGGUACUGGUGGCUCUUUUACUGUUCCUCUUGGUAGAAUGACAUCUGCAAGUGCUUUGCUGCAAGCAGCAAGCACUGGUGAAUCUACAUUUAGUCUAACUGGCAGGAUCAUAGAGGAGAGGAUGCGUCAGUUGAAGCCAGAGAUGGUAGAAAUGCUCACAUGCAUCAAAGACUGGGAGGCUGCAGAUGAAAGAGCUCAGCACAUGGUGGAGGAUGGAGACCUGCAGGCAGCUUAUGAAGAUCAGUACCUUGAUGAAACUCCAGCACAAGCUGCUGUGUAA